Alternaria atra is the source of this 627-nucleotide messenger RNA. RefSeq lists its product as uncharacterized. The transcript has 3 exons. Bases 1 to 627 code for a protein of 208 amino acids. The record is from RefSeq and is a predicted model, not a curated record. NCBI's taxonomy places the organism in Eukaryota, Fungi, Ascomycota, Dothideomycetes, Pleosporales, Pleosporaceae.
AUGAAAGACCAUAGUCUCCAUGCAAGUGAGUCGCAGUACGAACGUCAACUAAAGAUAUGGGGAGUACGUAAGAACCGGAGAAGAACAAACUGGUGUCGGAUAAUUCGCCAUCUUGACGGACUGGUGGGACAAGGAAAGGACAGCGUAGUGAUCGUUGACGGAAUCGAACAAUCGAAAGAGAAGAUUAGUCGCGAGGUCGCAAGAAACAAGUACCGGAGCUACAAAGACGCCCCCACCCAGCCUCCUCGCAAACCCAACGCAAGAGGAUUUGCUUUGCUACUUCUGCUUGAAAGGGCAGCUGAUAUACGUAGGUUCCUGCAUCGGGAACUUAAGACAGGCAUUGAUGCUAUGUUAUAUGGAAUUGGUGCAGGUGUUAGGUUCGUCAUAGAUUCAACAACAUGGCAAGCUUCAGAAGAAGAUGCAUCGCUUGAAGAGUCGGCAAGUGAGAUGGAAGAUAUACGUAUAUCGGACCUAGAAUAUGGUGAUAAUGAAGAGCUGGGCUCAUCCCUUGGGGAUGACUGGACUGCAGCCGAAACAGAGGCUGCAGAUGUUACUCUUGGAGAACCGAAGCAGAAUGGAUGGGAAAGGUGGUUCGAUUGGGGCGCUUAUUACCGAGCUAGCCCUUAG